This is a messenger RNA of Seriola dumerili (greater amberjack), 682 nucleotides long. Its product is annotated as putative olfactory receptor 52P1. The annotation marks the transcript as partial. Lineage: Eukaryota; Metazoa; Chordata; Actinopteri; Carangiformes; Carangidae. The transcript has 3 exons. The record is from RefSeq and is a predicted model, not a curated record. Gene Ontology annotation, cellular component: membrane. Gene Ontology annotation, molecular function: olfactory receptor activity. Gene Ontology annotation, biological process: G protein-coupled receptor signaling pathway.
AGCAGGGAGUAGGAGCCUCCACCAGCCCAUGUACCUGCUGUUCUGCAACUUGAGUAUUAACGACGUGUUCGGAGCCACGAUAAUCCUCCCUCGUUUCCUCAGGGAUCUUUUGUUAUCGCACUCAGAGCGGCACAUUCAUUACAUCAGCUGCGUCACUCAGGCCUUCUGCGUUCACCUCUAUGCUGGUGCCUCCCACACGGUGCUCAUGAUCGGCCUCAGCAUCCGCCUGUCGCGCUGCAGGUCAGUUAUCUUCCCCCCGUUCUGUGACAACGCCUCCUUGUUCAAGCUCUCCUGCGAGAGCCUCCUCAUCAACCAGGUGUACGGCCUCGGCUACACCGUGGUCCUGCUGGGCUCCUCCAUCGGCAGCGUCACGCUCACCUACCUGAAGAUCGCUGCGGUGUGUCUGAGCAGCAAGAACAAGGCGCUGAACAGCAAAGCUCUGCAGACCUGCGCCACACACCUGACUGUGUAUGUCCUCCUGCUGGGCUCAGGCUUCCUCAUCGUCAUCCUGCACCGUUUCCCUCAGCUGUCCGACCACAGGAAGUGGGUGAAGGUGGCGGCCAUUCUAGGCGAAGUGGUUCUUCCUGCUCUGAACGCUGUGAUCUACGGGCUGCAGAUCAAAGAGAUCAGACAGAGGAUUAUCUCUGUGUUUCACUGCAGCAAGGUGAUCCAGAUGAAAUGA